CUUCAGCACCCAUGGCGCAGGCAAUUCCCAAAGAGGUGCUAGCAGUGCUGCCCACAGACCCUCACGAGCAGCUAAAACUGGCGCACAAAAUCGGCUCGCGGGCGUAUGCGCAGAAGGUGUCUUCCCUGGAGAGCGAGGUGGGCCACCUGAGGCGGGUGCUGGCUGACAAGGACAGCCACAUCAGAACACUGGAGACUCGCCUCACCAGCUACCAGCUCGAGCUGCAAGAGGCUCUUGACAAGGCUCGAGCAAGCACGGAUGCGCAGAGCAAGCUGGCCGGAGAGAAGGCAGCGCUUGUAGGAACAGUGCGCAGCCUCAACAAGCACGUGGCCAAGCUGGAAGGCUUCAAGCGCAACCUGCUGACCUCUCUUCAGGCCAGCGAGGAGGCUGUGGAUGAGUUGGGAGGAGGGUUCGCCGCUGCAGACCUGGCAGGAGAGGCGCUGGUGCAGGAAGCCCUGCAGCAGGAGCAGCUGCAUGCGACACCACACCGCGCCACGUCACCCUACAGGGGCAAUGGGCCCACCGCGGACGGCCGCACAGAUUUCCGCCACACAAUGGGCCACACGCCCGCUCCAUACACUCAGGCGAACGGGAAGCACACACCCGCCACCGCCCGCAGCCACGGUGGCAGCGGGGGGACCUCCCCGGCGGCAGGCUACGGCAUGCAUGCACCCCCUCACCAGGGUAACUCCCUCGGUGGGUACGAGACUGCUUCGCGGCCCCUUGACCAGCAUGCCAAGUCAGGCUAUGGGAGCCCGCUGGACCUGCCACGGGGCGACUACAGCAACAUGUCUGAGCUGUCAGCAGGCUUUGAGGCGGAGGGUCAGCAGCUGUAUGGCAGCCACCAGCAGGCAGACCUGCACCUUCCUGCAAACAGCUACGGCGCAGCCGACAGCCGCACACCAACCCUGGGCCGCCACACAACCCCGGUGGAUCCUUACAGCGGCACCGGUGGCGGGGAUGCUGCAAGAGGAACACCUCAGGAGUACGGCAGCCGGGAGCCUGUUCUGGCGCGCGAGCCACCUGCGCGCGGGUUUGGUGACGGUUCUGCGGCGGCCGCCGCUGGCCACGGCGGCCGGAUGCCUGAUCAGGCGCCGUUCGCCCGGGACGGCGGCGGCCGCGACGGCCACAGCGCGCAUGCCGCGCCGGCCGCCGGGCGACAGGGAACGCCGCUGGAUGGCAAGGAAUUCUUCAGAAGGGCGCGGGCGCGGCUGGCGACAGAGCCGUUUGCGCGGUUUCUGGCGGCAAUCAAGGAGCUGAACUCGGGCCAGCGCACGCGUGGCGACACCCUGCGGCUGGCGCGCGAUGUGUUUGGCCCCCGGGACGCAGAUCUCUACACUGCCUUUGAGGCCCUGCUAAAUCGCCAUUUACCCGCCCAGUGA
Coccomyxa subellipsoidea C-169 is the source of this 1382-nucleotide messenger RNA. RefSeq lists its product as hypothetical. The record is from RefSeq and is a predicted model, not a curated record. NCBI's taxonomy places the organism in Eukaryota, Viridiplantae, Chlorophyta, Trebouxiophyceae, Coccomyxaceae. Bases 12 to 1382 code for a protein of 456 amino acids. The transcript has 7 exons.